AAGAACUAGUUUUACACUAACCCAACCAGCAGCCGAGAUCGUGAGAGCGCGCGAGAGGCAAAAGAAGUUUGUACAACCAGGUUUAUUUUUAUAUUCUGAGUAUAUGAAAGGAAAAGAAGGAGGUGCACACAAAUUCUGAAGUGACAAUACUUAGAUGUAGUGCAGGGCAUCAUAAAGGGAGAAGAAAGGAUUGACAUGUGGUAGUAUAAACAGCUGUAUCAUUUUAAAAUUCUUAGAUUUAUGAUUUUAGACAAAUUUAAAGCUCAGCAGAGCUGAUGAGUUUUUAUAAUUUGUCAUCAGCAAACUGUGUAUCUGUAAAUCAAUGUUUCACGUUUUUAGCUCACCUGAGCUGGAAACUCAAGUGAGAUAUUCUGAUCACUUUUGUGCACUGUCUGUCUGUACGUCUGUACACAAACUUUUCACAUUUUUUACUUCUCCAGAAUCAUUUGGCCAACAUCAAUUAAACUUGGUACAAAUGUAAAUAAUCCUUGGGGAAUCAGGUUGUGCAAAGGAAGAGUCAUGAUCCCUUCAAAGUGAAGAUAAUCAAGAAAAUCGAAAAAUAGGGUGGAGUCAUUUAAAAAAAAUUUUCAAGAACCACUGGGCCAGAAAAGUUGAAACUUACAUAAAGGCUUCCUGACAAGGGUACCAUCAAGUUUUUUGAUUGAUUGAAUAUUGUUUAACAUCCCACUUGAGAAUAUUUCACUCACUGCCGGUGAAGGGCUGCAAAAUUUAGGCCUAUACUCGGCGGUUAUAGCCAUUGAGCAGGGAGGGUUCUUUAUCGUGCCACACCUGCUGCAACACGGGACCUCAGUUUUUUACGGUCUCGUCCGAAGGACCGCCCCAUUUAGUCGCCUCUUACGACAAGCAUGGAGGUACUUGGGACCUAUUCUAACCCCGAUCCACACGGGAUAUCUGUCAAGAAAAAAAAUCAACACCCAUGCAUGCGUUUUGUUUCUUUUAUUUUCUAACUGAAUAGAAAUGCUCCAAGGGCAAGGUGGGGUAUUUUAGGGGAUAGGAGUUUUACUUGAGCAUAUAUAUAACAAACAUCUUUGAAAACGUUCUUCUCAAGAACAACAGGGCUUUAAGGAGUACUGCCUUGUUGAUAUGCAAGGAUACCCAGGUAGUGUAGACUUAAGUUUGAUCAAAUCAGUACCCCGAAAGUCAUGCCACUGUGGAUAGUGAGGAUUCACAAUAGGGAUCAAAGUUUUGCAUGAGAUUAUAUAUAUAGGAAAAUAUUCUCAACAAUUGCAUGGUCACUAUGGCAAGACCUUAUGCUUCAUACCAUGAUUGUUGAUCUUUAACCUUGUAUUUCAGUUAUGUUGUAACAUUUGGGGCAAGAAAAACAAAGAACAGCUGAACAAGAGCAGGGCCAAGGUAACUCAGGUGAUAACAGCUCGAUAUAUCAGCAUCAGAAAGACAGAAGAACAGAAAACAGGCACUGAAUCCUCAGGACAGCUGUGUGAAAGAGAAAAGGAAGAUAAAAACAGAGUGCAUCAAUUUUGACCACACAGAGUAUCCUUAAGUAGGGGGACUCAACACUAAUCAAAAUCUGACUGCCUGUUUUGACGAAGGAUUGGACCAUCAACAAGUUACUGUAUAGAUUGUGUUCCUAAAGACCCAGACCCUCCACAUCAUGGACACACUAGGACUCAGCACUCAGCUAAAAGUACGACAAUGUUCUCAAUGUCAGGGAGACACUGAGUUUUACUGUAACACAUGUAAACGUGAUAUGUGUUUACAGUGUAAAGAGAAACAUGUCAUUGAUCUACAUACCAUAAACCAUGAUGUUGUGAUUUACCGUGAGAAGUUUAACUACAUCCCCAGACGAGAGAUCUGUGUCAGACAUCCAGACAGGUUCUAUGAAAUGUUCUGUCAGUCGUGUGAACUUUCUGUCUGUUUCCGAUGUUUAGAGCACCGAAAACUCCAAAUACUGGACAUUAGAACAGCCUAUCAAACAAAGCGACAACAACACCGAGAAAUCAUUGCCAACAUCAGAAGUGAGACUCUCUAUAACUGUCGUGUUCUCCUGGCAGGAAUCCAAACUGAUAUCCAAACUUGUCCCCCACAAAUCUGUCACCGUCAAUCACAGAUGUCAACAAAAGCCCAGAGACUGAAGGAUCUGAUUGACACUGCGGUAUGUGAUGUUAAAACAAGAUACCGAGGUUUAUUGAUUGAUAGAAUACAACAAGAGAAGAGAAAAAUGAACAGACACCUCACCCACAUACAGAACUAUGAAGACAGAUAUGAACAAUCAGCAAACAGAGCGGUACAAUUCCUCUUGUUUAUAAAGACCAGUCGUGUCCCCCAGAUAAAGGACACCCCUAAUCUUCCACAACACCCGCUGCUGUCCCUGACUGAGGGAUUCAACAUGGAGGAUGUCAGUCAGUUAUUGAGGGGAAUCCCAGAAAUCCAAAUGACAACAGGAAAACGACAAGUAGGAAUAGACGAGUGUGUGAAACUGAUGUCCACACCUGUAUUACACACGUCUGUCUGUGUGACAGGUGUUAGUCAUGUGUAUCACAUAUUUCGUGUGAUGUCAGACCGGGUCUGGGUCUCUGAUUACAAUCUUAUCUUGACAGACACAACAGGAGACACUAUACACUGUGUGACAGAUGUAACAUCAUGGUAUAGAGGAGGAGUACACACAGUGAACAGUUCUGGUGAACUGAUUUAUAUAGACAGUGAUUAUAACAUCAACAAACUGUCUGUGGACAAUCACACAGUCACCACACAGAUAGAGUAUACAUCACCAUGGAAACCAGAGUGUGUGUACUGCUCCCCGUCCACUGGAGAUCUGAUGGUCGGGAUGUGGAACUAUAAAACAGGCAAGGUAACCCGGUACAACAGUAGUGGUCAACACAUCCUGACCAUACAACAUGACAACAAACGUCAGACACUGUAUAGUGAUCCUUAUUAUAUCACAGAGAACAAGAACGGUGAUAUUAUUGUGACUGACUUGUCACGUUGUGCUGUAGUGGUGACAGAGCGCGGGGGGAGACAUCGAUUCUCCUACACAGGACCUCCAUCAGGAUCAUCACUAUAUCCACGUGGAAUCUGUACAGACGCGCUGUCACACAUCCUGGUGUGUGAUGAUAACACCCACACAGUACAGAUGAUUGACAAGGACGGUCACUUCCUGUCUCUGUUACUGACACGACAACACGGGAUAAACUUACCAUACAGCCUGAACUAUGAUGAUAAAACUCACCUUCUCUGGGUCGGAUCACGGGACAACACAGUGUCUGUAUAUAGAUAUCUACAGAGGAGGUACUCUCUGACUGUUAAUCCAGACAGAGAUGAGCAGAUCACGGAAGCUUCUGAAAGUUUUGAGGAGGUUCAGGAAUCGGGAUCAGAGCUGGAAAUCAGUGGAGAGUCCGAGUCUGAAGAAAACAGCGAGGAUCUGAAGUCUGAGGAUAGCGGCGAGGAAUCUGAUCCUGAUGACGAGGACACUGCUGAAUCAGGGACCAGUGAAGAUAAUGGUGUAGAGGAAAACGAUGAUCGGAAUUUAGAGGAGACCAGCAAGAAUGAAGAUGAACAAGAAAUGUCUGGAUGUCAGCACGAAGGGGGGGAUUGCUGUGACUAAACAGGGCACCAACACCUCAUCACCACAUCAUCUUCCAUCCUCCACCUGAGGCAUUGAUGUUAACAGGCCACCAACACCUCGUCACAUCAUCUUCCACUCUCCACCCGAUACAUUGAUGUUAACAGACCACUGAUAUCUCAUCACCACAUCAUCUUCCACUCUUCACUUGUGUUCCCAAAUAGAAUCCCUGAUAAACCUUAAAAUAAAGCAAUCUAUCAGUAACUGAAAAGACAAAAGCUUUGGACUUUGACAUUGCAAUAUAGUACAGGCAGGCAGCAGCUUUCUGUUUGGAAUUUAAUUUUGGCGUGAAUCCUCUUGAGGACAUGAAUCAGAUUUCACAAACGUAAUACGCCAGUUUCGAGAUUAGAGCUCUCCUGUGUAGGAGGUGUAUUUAGUGGAACUUUGAAUCCUUAGGUGGGGCAGAGUGGUACCACAGUCAGUGAGAAAGACGAUAAAAUGUAUAAAAACCGAGUUCUUAUUAGAUACUUGAUGUUGGAAAUGUAAAAUACUGUAAAAAGAAAUGUUUUACUAAAGUGGAAACAUAAAUACAAUGUUAUUUUUCCAAGCAAUGUCCUGGAUAUGAUAGAUAGGAGCAACAAAAUAAUGUGAUAUAAUAAGAAUUCUAAGUAUUUAAUUACUUCUUGAAUACUUAUCAUUUACUUAGUUUGUGUAUCAGUCGAAAUUGGGUGAUGAAACUGCGUAUGAUAAACUUACUGAGCAGAUUCACUUAUCUCUCCCACUCCUGCGUGUAAACAAGUUGUUUUGCACCUUAGUAAGUACGAGAGUUCUCCAAAGGGAAAUAACUCGGACGUAUCUCGAAACCGGCGUAUUGUCUUUGGUGUCUGUUGAUGAGAACAAGGAAAACAUUGACCCCAGUGUGCAAUACACGUGUUGUGAAAACAGUUUUAUGUUUGUAUCAGAAUUUGUAUAGACAGUUUUAUGCAUGUAACAUGCUUAUCAUGAAAAAAAUAUAUAUUUGUAUCGGAAUUUUGUAUAUUACUUCAUUUGGUUUAAUGAUUGUAUCUGAAAUUUUGUUUAUUAAGUUUUAUGUGUAGUUUGAUGUUUGUAAACCGAUGUUUUGAAUAUUACUACAUUUAGUUUGAAGAUUGCAUCAGGAGUUUUGAAUAUUACUACAAUUAGUUGAUGAUUGUAUCAGAAAUUUUGUAUAUCACUAGAUUUAGUUCAAUGUUUGCAUCAGAAGUUUUGAUAAACUUAGAUCUCCAGUUUCAUGUAUAUCUGUUAUUGACAUUGCUUUGUUUAAAGAAUGUUACACCAGAAUAUAAUAAUUUCACGUAAAAAACCA
Molecule: messenger RNA, 4886 nt
Organism: Ostrea edulis (European flat oyster)
Lineage: Eukaryota; Metazoa; Mollusca; Bivalvia; Ostreida; Ostreidae
Exons: 8
Coding region: 1634-3583 (649 amino acids)
Biological process (GO): positive regulation of DNA-templated transcription
Cellular component (GO): nucleoplasm; chromatin
Molecular function (GO): ubiquitin-protein transferase activity; zinc ion binding
Source: RefSeq, a predicted model, not a curated record